This is a messenger RNA of Teleopsis dalmanni, 615 nucleotides long. RefSeq lists its product as uncharacterized. The transcript has 6 exons. The coding region runs from base 1 to 615 and encodes 204 amino acids. The record is from RefSeq and is a predicted model, not a curated record. Lineage: Eukaryota; Metazoa; Arthropoda; Insecta; Diptera; Diopsidae.
AUGUUCCAAAUCAGAAAAUCAUUUAAGGUUUCUUCUUAUGUUGAAUUCACUAAUUUAGUAUGUAUAGCCGUUGAUAAAGAUUAUGUCGAAUUUGAUUAUUGUUACUUAAAGUCAGUUAAUCGCACCUACAAAUACGGGUCCAUGAGAGCGAAGUUUCUCAAAUUACCAAUUACACAAAUAGUGUUUAAUUAUGCAUUGUUCAAACGCGAAAAUGGCUAUAAACCUUUUUUGUAUAACAUAUCAGUUGACGUUUGUAGGUUUCUAAAAUCGCCAUACAAUCCAGUAACUAAGUUCUUCUAUAACUCAUUUAAGGAUCAUUCUAAUAUUAAUCAUUCUUGUCCCUUUAAUCACGAUUUUAUUGUGGAGAAACUUGAUACAAAGACUGUAACCGAUAAAUUAUCACGUCUACCAAUACCAGUCGGACAAUAUGCUAUGUCUGCAGCAUGUAACAACCAUUGCUUUAUAAACAACUUACAACUGCUGUUACUUGUGCCAGUAAUAUCAGUAACAAUAUCAGUAGAAAAUGCUUUGCUUUAUGAUGCAACACGGCAUCUAGUAAUACCAAAUGAUCAGCAACAACAAUAUAAACAACAGCUAACUCGACCAACAACAUGA